Messenger RNA from Miniopterus natalensis, 2743 nucleotides. It is a transcript of the gene UTP15, whose product is annotated as UTP15 small subunit processome component. The record is from RefSeq and is a predicted model, not a curated record. Gene Ontology annotation, biological process: rRNA processing; positive regulation of transcription by RNA polymerase I. Lineage: Eukaryota; Metazoa; Chordata; Mammalia; Chiroptera; Miniopteridae. Gene Ontology annotation, molecular function: protein binding. Gene Ontology annotation, cellular component: nucleolus.
GUGAUCCGAGCAGCCCAGCGAGGGGCCUGGCGGAGUCCAAGGAAUUCUCUUGUAGCCCGGGUGUCUCGGCGGACCCUCGGGGCCCCGCGGAGACGAAAGGCAGUGUCACUAUAAUUAUUUCUAACAUCAGUUUCAGACCUUUUACUUUUGGAUAACAGUCCAAUUAUAUGAAAUUAUGGCUGGUUAUAAGCCUGUAGCUGUUCAGGCAUAUCCUAUACUUGGUGAAAAAAUCACCCAAGAUACACUGUACUGGAACAACUAUAAGACCCCUGUUCAGAUCAAGGAGUUUGGUGCCGUGUCAAAAGUAGACUUUUCUCCACAACCUCCAUAUAAUUAUGCUGUCACAGCUUCUUCAAGGAUUCACAUUUAUGGCCGAUACUCCCAAGAACCUAUAAAAACCUUUUCCCGAUUUAAAGACACAGCGUAUUGUGCUACUUUUCGACAGGAUGGUAGAUUGCUUGUGGCUGGCAGUGAAGAUGGUGGAGUUCAGCUUUUUGAUAUAACUGGGAGGGCUCCCCUCAGGCAGUUUGAAGGACAUACUAAAGCAGUUCAUACAGUAGAUUUUACAGCUGACAAAUAUCAUGUGGUUUCUGGAGCUGAUGAUUAUACAGUUAAAUUAUGGGAUAUUCCAAACUCCAAAGAAAUUCUGACAUUCAAAGAACAUUCUGAUUAUGUGAGGUGUGGAUGUGCUAGCAAGCUGAACCCAGAUCUCUUUGUAACAGGGUCAUAUGAUCAUACUGUGAAGAUGUUUGAUACGCGAACAAACAAGAGUGUUAUCUCUGUUGAGCACGGGCAGCCAGUGGAGAGUGUCCUGCUUUUUCCCUCUGGAGGUCUUCUGGUAUCAGCAGGAGGUCGUUAUGUUAAAGUCUGGGACAUGCUAAAAGGAGGACAGUUGCUAGUGUCUUUGAAAAAUCACCAUAAAACUGUGACGUGUUUAUGCCUGAGCAGCUCUGGACAGAGAUUACUCUCUGGUUCACUGGAUAGGAAGGUGAAGGUAUAUAGCACAACUUCCUACAAAGUAGUCCACAGUUUUGAUUAUGCAGCUUCAAUUUUGAGUCUUGCACUUGCACAUGAAGAUGAGACGGUUGUUGUAGGAAUGACCAAUGGAAUACUGAGUGUUAAACAUCGCAAGUCUGAAGCGAAGAAGGAUUCUCUUCCCAGAAGAAGGAGGCCUGCAUAUCGAACUUUUAUUAAAGGGAAGAAUUACAUGAAGCAACGGGAUGACAUUUUGAUCAACAGGCCGUCAAAAAAACACCUAGAAUUGUAUGACAGGGAUCUGAAAAAUUUCCGGAUCUCCAAAGCACUUGAUAGAGUCCUUGAGCCUAGUUGUACAAUAAAGACACCUGAGAUUACAGUUUCCAUCAUAAAGGAGCUAAAUCGAAGAGGAGUUCUUGCAAAUGCCCUUGCAGGUCGGGAUGAAAAGGAAAUCAGUCGUGUUCUUAAUUUUUUGAUAAGGAAUCUGUCUCAGCCGAGAUUUGCUUCCGUUUUGAUCAAUGCUGCUGAAAUAAUUAUUGAUAUAUAUCUGCCUGUGAUUGGCCAGUCACCUGUAGUUGAUAAAAAGUUUUUGUUACUUCAAGGACUUGUAGAAAAAGAGAUUGAUUACCAAAAAGAACUGCUAGAAACGCUGGGGAUGAUGGACAUGCUUUUUGCCACCAUGACAAGGAAAGAGAGCGCUCUUGCUCCUGAUGGGCGUGUGGGGAAGACCAGGAUAGAGUCCUCGUGCCGGCCUGACGGCGCACAGAGCUGCUGACGGGGCGCGUUUGCUCUGCUCACUGCUGGAAAGAGAAUAGGACACAGUAAAGGAAACUAUUUACAGAAGCAGUUUUAUGGAAGAGACUGGAAUAACCAUGAUUGGAAAAUAAGUAUCUGUUUUGUGACAUGGUUUUCCUUGUAAUAGUUUGAAUUAUUUCGUGGCAUCUUUGGCUGGAGGAUCUCGGUUGUCUUGAUCACAGUGCAUGUCCACCUUGGACAAGUUGAUAGUUUUAAUGCAGCCAAGUCCUGUUAUCAGCAUUUGACAGACAUUCAGAACUGGAGAGAGUUUCAACUGGAAUCCUGCCAAAGGAAUGGGGCUUUAUUUUUUAAUCCUAUCCUGGAAAAACCAAAAACAAAAACAGAUGUCAACAACAAAUAAAUUAUUUCUUUAAUCAGUGCCCUUGGGAUUUCUGGGCUCAGCUGAGCUUGCCACCCCUCCUCGACAUCAUCACUUGUCUUAGGUCACAGGUUCUGCUGCAGUGGGUAAUGAGGCUGGAGCUGUUCCAAGUGGCAAAUCAGUGGCCAGCUCUGAAUAAUGACACUAGUUAGACAUGUAUUCAGAGAGUGAUGAGGCAGAUUUGAUACCUAAAAAUUGUGCUCUACCCCUGUUUUUUUUUUUAUUUCUUUAAUCUUGACUACCCUAUUGGAGCAAGAUCUACAGAGAGACCUUAUUAGGACCAUGCUUUUAUUCUCUUUAAUAGGCAACCUUUCUACCAAGUUUUCAACUUGCUUCAGGUCAGGGGAAUGAUAAAAUUUGCCAUUUCUCUUGUAAUAACUAACCUUUGAGCCUUUUACAUAUAUGUUUGGAACUUAGAGUGCAGCUACCUAUCUCUCCGGAAAUUGUUUUCUCUGAUCUACAUUUAAAUUUUUUCUUUACACAGUUAUCUUGUGUUUCAGAACCCAAGCCAGAGGAGCUUGCUUUGGAAAAUUGCUGUAUUUUUUUACAGUUCAGUAUAAAUCACAUUUUUAAAUAAAGAGAUUCUUAUCUUUU